Molecule: messenger RNA, 1595 nt
Organism: Zerene cesonia (dogface butterfly)
Lineage: Eukaryota; Metazoa; Arthropoda; Insecta; Lepidoptera; Pieridae
Product: neo-calmodulin-like
Exons: 8
Coding region: 229-993 (254 amino acids)
Molecular function (GO): calcium ion binding; enzyme regulator activity
Source: RefSeq, a predicted model, not a curated record
GCAGCAUCCACGGGGCACCAGUUCUUAGCCAGCUCUGCUGCUUACAGCGUGUAGCUGGUGCUCAAGCGAAUUGCAACAAUAUCAUAGCUACCAACAGAGCCUUCUUUGUAAGACGUUUGGGCGGGCGGAACAGCCUGCCUUAUCAAGACAAGCUAACAAGCAAAAAUAUUCUCCGCGGUGAACAACUUUUUCGCUGAUUCGCCUCUGGUGAAUCAGCUCAAAGGCAUUAUGGUAAGAAAAACUCGCCAAACGAGCAACACUGAACCAGGUCCACCAGACGAAAAUCAAGAAAGUCGCGGACCGCCAACUGUGAACCUCGCGGUCAGUCCAUCGGAAAGUCAAACAUCAGUAAGAUCGCUGACUCCACCGCGACAACGGCAAGUGAGCUUCCUGAAGCCGGCGGCCAAUACCACCCUGGAUAGAAAGGCAUCUAUUAUCGAUGAGACUACCGGCAUCACUCGCACGCAAAUGAAAGAAUUCCGUGAAGCAUUCCGCCUCUUCGAUAAGGACGGUGAUGGGACAAUAACCAAGGAGGAGUUGGGUCGCGUGAUGCGGAGUUUAGGACAGUUCGCACGAGUAGAGGAAUUGCAAGACAUGUUGCAGGAAGUGGACAGUGAUGGUGACGGCAACGUAAGUUUCGAGGAGUUCGUCAACAUUCUCUCCAAAUCGAUGUCUGGUUCUGGAGGGAACACCAGCUCAGCCGAACAGGAGGAGCGUGAACUGAGAGACGCUUUCAGAGUGUUCGAUAAGCACAAUAGGGGGUAUAUUUGUGCGUCCGACUUGAGAGCUGUACUGCAGUGUUUGGGGGAGGACCUGUCUGAAGAGGAGAUUGAAGAUAUGAUCAAGGAAGUUGAUUCUGACGGCGACGGUCGUAUUGAUUUCUUGGAAUUCGUUCGAGCGCUCGGUGAACCAGAAGACGCUUGUGAUGAUGAAGAGGAUGAUGAUCUGAUUGAUGCUGACAUUCCCCAACAUAGAUCUGUGCUGGCUCUGUAGAUUUCUACUCUUCGUUUAUUCCACAGAUUCUGAAUACUUGAAUAAUUACCUAGUGUUUCAUUUUUUUGAUACCUCUUGAACUUAAAUUUCUCCAAAAAUGUGUAUUUUUAUAAGAUUUAACGGUACUAUUAAUUAAUUGUUUCAUGAAAAAUCAACUUUUUUGAUUGGAAAACUAAUUGGAAUUAAUAAAAAUAAUAACGUUUACAAAAUGUAGCGAUUUUAAAUGAAACUUUUUUCUUACUUAUGUAUUAGAAACUUACCUUCUUAAAUCUAUAUUAGCUUAUGAAAUACCUAGCCUUUUUCAAAAAAUAUUAUCAACAAAUUUUCUUAUCUAUUUAAAAAAAUAUAUUUAUUAUCUGUAUUUUUCUAGUCACUCCAUAUCUCUCUACAUUUCUACACCUAAACUAUACCUAGUUGUCGCUAAAAGUAUAGUUGUGAAUUGGUUGUGACCACAACCUACCUACAGAAAUUUUAUAUAAAUAUAAUAAUUACGUACAAUUAAUAUAGUAUUGUGUAAUUUUAAAAGUAUCUUUCUAUAUUCAUUAUAGCUAGCGCACACAUUGAUGCCUAACAACUGGCAACGCUAUAAAAACCGCGUUAUA